Molecule: messenger RNA, 1866 nt
Organism: Thunnus maccoyii (southern bluefin tuna)
Lineage: Eukaryota; Metazoa; Chordata; Actinopteri; Scombriformes; Scombridae
Product: adhesive plaque matrix protein-like
Exons: 5
Coding region: 245-1675 (476 amino acids)
Source: RefSeq, a predicted model, not a curated record
UUGGCGUUUGGUCCGCCAUGUCCUUCCCUCUCCUACCAGUGAGGAGAGGGAAGGACGUGGCGGGAAUGUCUCUGUGCCCAGAAAUGAAACUUAAAGUGUCUGUUGACGUCAGAACACAGAAACGAGAGUUUACAAGCUGAAGAGCAGCCCGGUCAAAUACCCGAGAGAAAGACAAACACAUCGUCUCUGCAUAGGGAGGAUAAACAGACGCAUCACUGCAGAGACUCUGAUCAGCCCGGCGAGGAUGAAGAAGAUGGGGAAACUGCUUUUUGUUCCCGUCGCAUUGGUUGUCAUAGGGUUUGGUUUUUUUUUUAAUACCGAUCGUUUAAUUACGACUAUAUCUGCAAGAACUUGGACUGCUACUCAAAGACCACCAACAUGGCCAACUACAUCAGCUCCCCCUCAAUCAAAUUUAAACUGGAAGAUGGUCACGUUGUCACGUUAUGGAGGAAUAUCUUUCUAUCCCCCCUAUUUCGCUAAUUCCACUGCUCCCACUCCUACCUACCAAACCCGUCCCUACCCCACCCGACGCUACCCCACCCGACGCUACCUCACCCGACGCUACCCCACCCGACGCUACCCCACCCGUCUCUACCCCACCCGACGCUACUCCACUUGGCCCUACCCCACCCGUCCCUACCCCACUUGGCCCGACCCCACUUGGCCCUACCCUACUUGGCCCUACCCCACUUGGCCCUACCCCACUUGGCCCUACCCCACUUGGCCUUACCCCACUGAACCGCACCCCACCCAUGAAUACCCCACUCAUCCCUACCCCACCCAUGAUUACCCCACUCGCCCCUACCCUACUCAUCCCUACCCCACCCAUGACUAUCCCACACGUCCCUACCCCACACGUCCCUACACCACUCGUCCCUACCCCACACGUCCCUACACCACUCGUCCCUACACCACUCGUCCCUACCCCACACGUCCCUACCCCACACGUCCCUACACCACUCGUCCCUACCCCACACGUCCCUACACCACUCGUCCCUACCCCACACAUCCCUACCCCGCCACCACCUACCCUAGCUGGACCACCACGGCGCCUCCCACUACUGGUGUGUCCGUGUGUCUGCGUUAUCUCAUUGACUUUGAAACAUCAAGCAGAAUCUUCACACUGAGUCCAGCCAGCAGAAACCCAAUGAUUCUGGGAGUCAGGGGCUCUGAUACGUAUUCACUGUACAUGCCCAGUUCCAGUUACUACUACUGGUACUUCACACCCAACAUAAAGUUCCAGUCACUCAUUGAACCGGAAAUCUGGACCAGAGUCUGCCUCACUGUGGACACCAACAGUGUGGUCCAGGUGUUUAGUGGCUCAAACAUGAGCAUCAGGAAGAUCCUGCCUUUUCAGAAUGUGUGGUCAGGUGAGCCUAUGAUUGAAUUUUCAGGUAUUGACGCUCAGGUGACAGAUGUCCAGAUAUGGGAUUAUGCUCUCAGCCACAAAGAAAUCUUCAACUACAUGACCCGUGGUGUCUACAGGCCGUACCAAGGCUCUGUCCUCACCUGGUCUGACGUCAGCUAUACUGUUAGUGGAAAAACGCUAUUUGAGGACAGCUAUGAGUUGCUGGGAGGACAGGUCAGCAGCAGAAAAAGAGGGCAUCAACCAAAGGCGGAGAGGAAGACCUGGAACGUUUUCAAUAAAAGUGGAAGGAAAGAGGAAAGGCUUUAAUCAUACAUACAUGUGUAUGUAUGCAUGUGUCCUGUUUCUUCCUGAUUGAUAUUCAAAAAUGCAUUAAUUGAGAUUUAAUCAACAAUCAGUAGUUAAUCAUAAAUGUAUUAUAAAUGUUACCGAUUUGAUGGAUGUAUGUGAUUAUAUUUACAAUCCUAACAGUGUCAGUAUUAAAAAUAUUUUAAUUUUUA